This is a messenger RNA of Naegleria fowleri, 699 nucleotides long. RefSeq lists its product as uncharacterized. The record is from RefSeq and is a predicted model, not a curated record. Gene Ontology annotation, biological process: ubiquinone biosynthetic process; cellular respiration. The transcript has 2 exons. Gene Ontology annotation, molecular function: ubiquinone binding. The coding region runs from base 1 to 699 and encodes 232 amino acids. Gene Ontology annotation, cellular component: mitochondrion. Lineage: Eukaryota; Heterolobosea; Eutetramitea; Acrasida; Naegleriidae.
AUGGAAAGGAACAAGUAUUCAAAUUUUCAAGAAAAUUUCAUUCGGAAUUUCAAGCCCAGUAAUAGAACUAGGAUUCUUUUGCGAGGCAAUACAGAGCCAUUACAGACACGACAAUUUUUGAAUGUUUUGGCAAAUAUUGCAAAUUCUGCCAAUGCUGGCAACAGCAAUCAUCGAGGAAUUAAAUUUGUGGAACAGCGAGUGAUUGGAUAUAAACCUGAACAAGUCUAUCAUGUGGUUUCUAAUGUUACAGAUUACAAGCACUUUGUGCCCAAUGUGAAAGAUUCGGCUUUUGUGAAUUUAGAUAAGGCUACAGAAACUCCACCCGAUGAGAAUGGAUUCGUAGAGAAAAAAACGGAGGCCUAUUUAACAGUGGGAUUUCCUCCUUUUUUAGAGACCUACACUUCGACAGUGUAUUUGAAAAGUCCUGUGAGUGUUAAGGCGGAGUCGAAAAAUAUGAAACUUUUUAAUCGAUUAAUUAAUCACUGGGUGAUUGCUGAAGGUCCAUCCGAAGACACAUGCAGAUUGACCUUUCAUGUAGAUUUUGAAUUUUCGUCACGACUCUAUCAAUCUGUGGCGAAUAUGUUUUUCGAUUUUUUGGUCAAAAACAUGACCGAUGCUUUCGAAAAGAGAUUGGCGCAAGUUUAUGGCAAGCCGUCUCAACAAACUAAAAUUGUGUACACUAAAACUCAACAAUGCUAG